Exophiala xenobiotica is the source of this 258-nucleotide messenger RNA. RefSeq lists its product as uncharacterized. Lineage: Eukaryota; Fungi; Ascomycota; Eurotiomycetes; Chaetothyriales; Herpotrichiellaceae. The record is from RefSeq and is a predicted model, not a curated record. The transcript has a single exon. The coding region runs from base 1 to 258 and encodes 85 amino acids.
AUGGGCAAGUACGGCGCUCCCGCUCCCCGAACGCAAGGCGAGGUGCCACUUAGAAUCGGUCUCGAAGAUUCAUCGCCCGAAGACUAUACCAAUGGUCAGCAGAUCUUGGAGAUGGAUCCCGAAACCAACUUGGAAGCAAUUUUUGGUCCACUUCCGUCGUUGUCAGCUGCCAUUUUUCCCGAUGAGCAGUUCGAUAGCUUUACAGGUUUUGAACCUCUAGAUUUUGGCGACGAAUGCCACAUGGAGGCAUGGCUGUAG